AUGUGGUCAAAGCUCGUCAAAAACUGGAUGUUGCAUAGAACUUUAUUUGUAAUUAUAAACAUCGUUAAUGGAAUAGUAUUUAUUAAUGAAAUAGUAUUGCUUGCUCAAGUUAUAGUAAGCUAUACAUGCUCGGACGUUAAUAUUCUAAAUUCGGAUUGUGCAGACGUAUUAAGUCUUGAAAGGUGUUCGGAUUAUUUGGCCGUUCAUUUAUAUUAUAUAUUUGAUACUAUUAGGCAGUUCUGUUAUUUAAUUAUUAAGCCUGGUAUGCUAUUUCUCGCAUAUCAACGAUGUUAUGCAGUCUAUAAAUCAUUUUUAGGAGCUGGAUGUCAAUUAGCUAAUUAUUUAGUUAUUAUAUCUCGUAUAUUGCUAUGGCUUGCUUGGUGUAGCGUCGCCAUUUACAAUUAUAUUAAAUGUCAAGGAUCAUAUUGUGACCCUCAAUGUGAAUUCAUACCUAUAACUUUUGUAAUAAAUGAUGCAUUCGCGACAUUUUACCGUGCUUACUACAUUUUGUUAGAACUUCUCUUUUAUAUAAGUCUUUUUAGAAGGAAUCAACCAGACAGUCUUGGCGAUGAAAUUAUCCGAGAUAUUAGUAGACAAAAAAUUCUAUUUGGUAUUGAUAUAAUACAACUCUUAGCAAUGUGCGCUUAUCGAAUAGUAGGACUG
This is a messenger RNA of Dentiscutata heterogama, 663 nucleotides long. The record is from the annotation of a GenBank genome assembly. NCBI's taxonomy places the organism in Eukaryota, Fungi, Glomeromycota, Glomeromycetes, Diversisporales, Gigasporaceae.